AUGUUGGUUACAGUUGCAACGAUAUACAAAAAUCAACUACAAGAGUACACACAAAAAGUUGGGAAAAGACUCCCAAUUUACCAAUCUUUUAAUGAAGGUUCUGAAAACUUCCCGAGGCAUAGAGCUAAAGUGUUGGUGGAUGGUGUUGAAUACACAUCCAAGUUGACACAUUCAACAAAAAAACAAGCUGAGCAGGAAGUUGCAAAAAUUGCUUAUGAAUCCAUUUUUCAUGAAGAAACUGAAGUAGUAUCUUUUCCGUUUCUUUACAAGGACCCCACCUUGUGCAAAUCCAUUCUAAACGAAUUUGCCAUCAAGAAGAAAAUGAAGCCUACAUAUAAUAUGGGAUCUCAGGCAAAAGGGAAAAGUCCAGCUUUCAUUUGCCACCUUACUUUUGGUGGUAAAACUUAUAUAGGUGAAGAAGCUGGAAAUAAGAAAUUGGCAGAGCAUUUAGCUGCUCGAACCGCCAUCGAAUCACUAUUGGAAACAAAUGCAGAUACUCUUUCACCAAUAAUCAUGUCCAAAGUUAAUUCUGAUGAUUAUUUGCCUAAAUGCUCAGGCAAUUUACAAGGUGAAAGUUCAAGUCGACAUAAGCGUAACGCCAACAUAAACAAUGAAGGAAGGAACAAAAAGAGAAGAUUUGGCAACUGA
Molecule: messenger RNA, 648 nt
Organism: Solanum verrucosum
Lineage: Eukaryota; Viridiplantae; Streptophyta; Magnoliopsida; Solanales; Solanaceae
Product: double-stranded RNA-binding protein 4-like
Exons: 5
Coding region: 1-648 (215 amino acids)
Biological process (GO): regulation of gene expression; rRNA processing
Cellular component (GO): nucleus
Molecular function (GO): double-stranded RNA binding; ribonuclease III activity
Source: RefSeq, a predicted model, not a curated record